UCGGUCUGUCCUGUCUGCCUCUGAGCCUACCGCUGGGAGUUGGUGGUGGUGGAGGGGGGAAGGAGAAACCGUCGAGGGACAGCUAGCCAGUCAGCUCGGGGGGGAGUGAGUGAGUGAGUGAGUGUGUAUGUGAGUGUGUGUGUGAGAGAGAGAGAGAGCGAAUCCCAAACUGGGAACCACUGCGAAAAACUCCACACACGCUGGGACCAGUGUGUGACUUUAGGGACUAUUUGUUAGCGCUACUUUGCCGGGAGCCGAGGAAAGCUGCUCUGAAACUUACGUGACAGUUUUUUCCAUCUUCUUCUCCUUGUUGUGCAGCUGGAGCAGCGGCAGUAACGACGGUGCUGUUGCUCCCGGAGUUGAGUGGAUUCAUUGGUUGGAGCAGGAUUGCGCAUUGGCCCUGUUGUGGUGUGUGUAUAUACCGCUUCUCCACGGGGACGAGGAACAAUGCCGGAAUAACCGUUUCCCUCCGAGUUUGCUCCUUUCUAAUAGUCAUUUUUGUUUGUGUGUGUGUGUGUGUCGCUGUUCAUUUUCCCCCCUCUUGUGCGGGGAUGCGUUGGCUGCUGUAGGAUUUGUUGCUUGUUGACAAACAGUUUUCACAAGAAGUUUACAACAAGCUUGGGACACAAGAAGACAUAAAAUGUCCACGCCGAGGUUUAAAAAGGAUAAAGAGAUAAUCGCGGACUACGAGAGCCAAGUGAAAGAGAUCCGGGCCCAAUUAGUGGAGCAGCAGAAAUGUCUGGACCAGCAGACGGAGGUGAGGGUCCAGCUGCUGCAGGACCUCCAGGACUUCUUCAGGAAAAAGGCAGAGAUUGAGAUGGAAUACUCCAGAAACCUGGAGAAACUGGCCGAACGCUUCAUGGCCAAGACUCGCAGCACAAAGGAUCACCAGCAGUACAAGAAAGACCAGAAUCUGCUGUCACCUGUCAACUGCUGGUACCUGCUGCUGAACCAGGUGAGGAGGGAGAGUAAGGACCACGCCACACUGAGUGACAUCUACCUCAACAAUGUCAUCAUGAGGUUCAUGCAGAUCAGUGAGGACUCCACGCGGCUACUCAAGAAGAGCAAGGAAAUAGCCUUUCAACUCCAGGAAGACUUAAUGAAGGUCCUAAAUGAGCUAUACACUGUGAUGAAGACGUAUCACAUGUACCACUCAGAGAGCAUCAGUGCCGAAAGCAAGCUGAAAGAGGCAGAGAAGCAAGAGGAGAAGCAGAUCGGGAGGGGCGAUCCUGUCUUCAGCAUCCGAAUGGAGGACAGGCACCCAAGGCGCAGCUCUGUGAAGAAGAUUGAAAAGAUGAAAGAAAAGCGUCAAGCCAAGUACUCUGAGAACAAGAUGAAGUCAAUCAAAGCACGGAAUGAGUACCUUCUGACACUGGAAGCCUCAAAUGCCUCCGUUUUCAAAUACUACAUCCAUGACCUGUCGGACUUAAUUGAUUGUUGUGACUUGGGGUACCACGCCAGCCUCAAUCGAGCCCUGCGUACCUACCUGUCGGCUGAAUACAACCUCGAGACGUCGCGCCAUGAAGGUCUCGACAUCAUUGAAAAUGCUGUGGACAGUCUGGACCCGCGCAGUGACCGGCAACGCUUCAUGGAGAUGUACCCGACAGCCUUCUGUCCACCAACAAAGUUUGAGUUUCAGUCUCACAUGGGGGAUGAGGUGUGUCAGAUCUCAGUGCAGCCCCCAGCGAAUGGAGAGCUCAUCCUGAGGUUCCAGCAGCUGCAGUCUCGCCUUGCCACGCUGAAGAUUGAAAAUGAAGAGAUAAAAAAGACGUCAGAGGCUACCCUGACCACCAUCCAGGAUAUGGUAACCAUCGAAGACUAUGACGUGUCCGAGUGUUUCCACCACAGCCGCUCCACCGAGUCGGUCAAGUCCACUGUGUCCGAGACGUACCUUAGCAAACCUAGCAUUGCCAAGCGGAGGGCCAACCAGCAGGAGACUGAGCAGUUCUACUUCAUGAAAUUCCGCGAGUUCCUGGAGGGCAGUAAUCUCAUCUCCAAGCUGCAGGCCAAACAUGACUUGCUGAAGAGGACAAUUGGUGAAGGCCACAGAGCAGACUACAUGACCACAAGACAUCCCAAUGGUCUGUUCAAAACCCACACUGGCACCCGGCGGGCUAGACCCCGCUCCGUUUUUAAUGUUAGGUUAUUUAAUGGCAAUUUGGAGUCAUUUAUCAAGGACUCCGGACAGGCUAUCCCUCGUGUGGUGGAAAGCUGUAUUCGCUACAUCAACUUGUAUGGCCUCCAACAUCAAGGAAUAUUCCGCGUAUCCGGAUCCCAGCUGGAAGUCAACGACAUCAAGAACUCAUUUGAGAGAGGAAACGACCCGCUGACAGACGACGAGAACAAUCACGACAUCAACUCAGUGGCUGGCGUUCUCAAGCUUUACUUCCGGGGUCUGGAGAACCCUCUUUUCCCCAAAGAGAGGUUCAGCGACCUGCUCUCCUGCAUCAGAGUAGAGAACCUGUACGAGAGAGCAUUGUACAUCCGUAAGAUCCUCCUCACCAUUCCCAGAUCAGUCCUUAUCGUCAUGCGCUACCUUUUCGCCUUCCUCAACCAUUUGUCUCAGUACAGUGAUGAGAACAUGAUGGACCCGUACAACUUGGCCAUAUGCUUUGGCCCAACGCUCAUGCCUACACCAGACAGCCAAGACCAGGUCUCCUGCCAGGCCCACGUCAAUGAGAUCAUCAAGACUAUCAUCAUCCACCAUGAGACAAUCUUUCCCGAUGCCAAAGAACUGGAUGGACCCAACUAUGAGAAGUGCAUGGCAGGAGGAGAUUACUGUGAGAGUCCCUACAGUGAGCAUGGAGCCCUGGAGGAGGUAGACAAUGAAGGAGGGACGGAGACACACACCAGCGAGGACGAGGGCGAGCCCAUCGAAGCCAUCGCCAAGUUUGACUAUGUGGGACGCUCUUCACGGGAGUUGUCCUUCAAGAAGGGAGCCUCUCUGCUGCUGUAUCAGCGGGCGUCUGAAGACUGGUGGGAGGGACGGCACAACGGCAUCGACGGCCUGGUGCCACACCAGUACAUUGUGGUCCAAGACAUAGAUGACAACUUCUCUGACACGCUGAGUCAGAAGGCUGACAGCGAGGCUGGCAGUGGACACGCUGCAGAGGAUAAAUGCCUGGGGAAGGAUGUCAGCUCACCCACUGACACCAGGAUCUCUGAGGCCUACAUCACCAGGCACAAGAAAAGAUCAGAGCCACCAUCUCGACGGCCCCCUGCCCGCCCCACUGACGUCCAUUGCAUGGUGCAUGCUUCUCAGCAGGGUCACGGUGGACAUGGCGGCACCCCAGAGAUGGGCUCCCCAGUUCUGGGCCACUUCAGCCCACGGGACAUGCUGCGGAGUCGCAGCCACAUGCCCAUGGACAGUCCCGAGCGACGGCACCGCACCGGGCACGGCAGUCUGACUAACAUCAGCCGCCACGAGUCGCUGAAAAAGAUGGAGAGCCCCCCGAUCCGCCGCUCCACCUCCUCUGGCCAGUACACAGGCUUUAGCGAUGCCCAUCACCACCACCUCCACCACCUCCACCAUGGUGGCAAGCCACUGGACCCGGAGAGCAUCGCACAGGACAUAGAGGAAACCAUGAACACUGCUCUGAAUGAGCUACGCGAGCUGGAGCGCCAGAGCUCGGCCAAGCACGCCCCCGACGUGGUGCUGGACACCCUGGAGCAGCGGCAGAACUCGGGCAGCAGCGGUGGAGGCCCCACGCCAGCCAGCUCCAGCGAGUCCCUCAGCCCCAUCCACGGUGUCAUGCUGAGGUCCACCGCCAACACUGAGCCGCCCAUCCGCCGCAGCACCAGCUCCUCCAGUGACACUAUGAGCACCUUCAAGCCCCUGGUAACGCCCCGCAUGGGGGUGCAACUCAAACCCCCUGCCUUAAGGCCCAAGCCCAUGGUUCUGCCCAAGUCCAGUCAGGCUGCGCAGCCUCCAGCUUCAUCUUCUCAGGAUCCUCUGGACAAGUCCUGCACCAUGUAACUUCUGCAACAUGAAGCAGAGAUGUAAAACAAAAACAUAUGCUGUGUCUACGUGUCAUUAGUGUACUGUGAACAAACUAAGAGCAUGAAACGUGCAUGGACAUAUGCAGGAAAAAAAGAUGUUUCUCCGGGGGCAAAUUCAACUGAAAAUGACAGGAUUUGAAAGACUGGUUUUGCAGUUACAGAGUAAAUAGAUGUUGAGAUAAAUAUGGUCGAACGUCUUGUUUUUUUAAAGGAAUCCAAACGGCAAAUCACAAAGGCUUCCAUGGAGGGUUUUCUUUUUUUUUUUUUUUUUUUUUAGAAAUGUAUACUAGUUAGUGUUAGUUUACAGACAGUCAUGAACUGUGUAUAUCUGAACAAACCUGGUGCAUGUAGCUCCUCUUGUUGAACACUGAACCUGAAAGAGAGCUUGAUGAAAAGGACCAGGGUGGGGAUGUUGUGACGCGCUGCAAAGGCCUUACUGACUUUGACAUGAAACGGAAUUCAAAUGAAAUAUAAUUAUGCUAAAGGUGCUGUAACUUCCUGGACAGAAACGGUUUGAAGGUUAGACCGCUAACGGUACUCGUUUUUUUUUUCUCUUUUCUUUUUUCAUAUAUAUAUAUAUAUGUGUAUAUAUAUAUAUAU
Molecule: messenger RNA, 4599 nt
Organism: Solea solea (common sole)
Lineage: Eukaryota; Metazoa; Chordata; Actinopteri; Pleuronectiformes; Soleidae
Gene: srgap1a
Product: SLIT-ROBO Rho GTPase activating protein 1a
Exons: 22
Coding region: 641-3976 (1111 amino acids)
Biological process (GO): negative regulation of cell migration; signal transduction
Cellular component (GO): cytoplasm
Molecular function (GO): protein binding
Source: RefSeq, a predicted model, not a curated record